AACUUUAGUGAGGUGGCUGUUUGAUACACGGCUAGAGAGUUAAGUUCAGUGCUUCGAUAAGUGGCUUCGUUUGCCUGGUAUUUGUGAAGGACAUAAAACGUUACGAAACUGGGCGACAACAGAACCGAAAGAGACACGUAUAUCGGCGUCAAUCCUGUUUUAGCAUGUCCUCCUCUUCACAUGGGCGGCCGGCAAUGGCUCAAGCCGUGCUACUUCAAAUAGAUCAGGAACUGGAGUCCCACGAGGUUGCUGCUCUUUGCUUUCUCUGCCGAGAUGUGGUCAGUAGGAAGUCACUUGAGAAGGUUCAAGACGCUAAAGGGCUGUUCACUGAAUUGAGUGACAGAGGUCUGCUGGAUCACUCCGGGUUUCUCGCUGAGCUUCUAGAAACAAUAAAUCGCAACGGUCUUCUCAAUGACCUGAGAACCCAUCAUGGAUGGUCGUAUGACACAGAUGCAACACCCAUCCUAUCAGAUUACAGGUCACAUCAUUUAUUUAUGUCUAACAUUCCCAUUACCCUUACUGCAUCAUUUUCUAUGACCUGCAGGAAGAUGCUGUACAACUUAUACGACAAUUGCAGCCAAGAAAGCAUUGAUAAAAUGAAAUUCUUAUUGCUGGAAAGGCUCGGCAAGCGAGCAAUAGAGAAGUGUGAAACGGCACUGGAUGUGUUUGCCGAAAUGGAAAGGUGCUCUUUACUAUCAAAUACUGAUCUUGAUCUACUGCAUGAAGUGCUGUCGCAUGUGGAUCGCAAUCUGGCCACGACUGUGCGCCGUUACAAAGCAGGUAAUUCUCGGACGCCGUCGACCAGACCCCAGAAUCUGGCUCACCAGAGUCAAGAGAGAGUUCGGAAUACAGCACGUCCAAUGCCAGAUCAAGAGCCUGUUUCUGUUGACGCUCAGCCAAUCGUGUCCCCGUCGCUGCCCAAUGAUGAAGACGACGACUACUAUCCUCUCAAUCACGUGCCUCGUGGUCCUUGUGUGAUCUUUAACAAUGAGAACUUCACAAAUUACUUGAGUAAAAGAAGAGGAACCGACAAAGAUGAAGACACUUUGAGGCAGUUAUUUUCCGAUCUUGGCUUCAGAGUGACUGUGUACAACGAUCUAACAGCAAGUCGAAUGCGUGAAGUGCUUCAGGAGCUGAGCACACAGGACUUCAGUGAAGCUGAUGCCUUGGUGGUGCUUGUGCUGUCCCAUGGAGAAAAUCAGAUCGUGUUUGGAUCCGACGCAGGGAGGGUGACCCUCAAAGAGCUGACGCAUCCCUUCAAGAGUAACCUGGUUCCCAGUCUGGCCAGGAAACCCAAACUCUUCUUCAUCCAAGCGUGUCAGGGAAACGACUUUCAAACCGGAUUGAAUCUCCCACCAACGCAACUGAUGGCGGAGGCGCAGUUGGCAAGCGACAACUUACAGGAGGAUGCAGGGCCCGUGCUGGGGGAGACCAUUCCCGCGCAGGCUGAUUUCCUUCUUGGCAUGGCCACAGUCCCGGAACAUCGAUCGUUCAGACGCAUCACCUCUGGCUCUAUUUACAUCCAGGAGCUGUGCAAGCAGCUGAGGAUUUCUGCUCAAAGCCCAAGAGACGACGACAUUCUCACUGUGCUUACGCGCGUGAACCGAGAAAUCAGCAAACAAGAUUUUAUGCAACACAAACAGAUGCCGGAGCCCAAGUACACUCUCACCAGGAAGCUGGUCCUCAAACUUGUUCAGUGACAUCGAUCAAGACUGCAACACUGCAAAUAGCUGGAUUCACUUUCAUCCUAAUGUGUCAAAUCGCAUGGUGACAUCUCAACAUGAUGUUAGUGUCAAAUCUAAAUGCGCUCAUAUUUUUAUAUUUCAUUCUAUUUUACAGAUUCUGAUCUGUGCCAUAUUUGAAUUAACUGAGCAUGUGAUGAAUGUCUGGCAGUCUUUUUGUUUUCAUUUACUGUUGUGACCUGACUUUCAGGGAGGAUCUUUCGAUUAGAGUGUAGCUCCAGUGUCCUUUUUUUUCAUGAGCGCACAGGCUUUCAAUCGUGUAGUCCUCUCUACAAAUGGUGUGAAAGGUGGGUCUGGUGCCUUCUAAAACAAGUGCCUUGUUUGUUUGAAGAUACCAGAGGAAUAAAAAAAGUCUUACUUGA
Synchiropus splendidus (mandarinfish) is the source of this 2104-nucleotide messenger RNA. RefSeq names its product caspase-8-like. The transcript is spliced from 11 exons. Gene Ontology annotation, molecular function: cysteine-type endopeptidase activity; protein binding. Lineage: Eukaryota; Metazoa; Chordata; Actinopteri; Syngnathiformes; Callionymidae. Gene Ontology annotation, biological process: proteolysis; negative regulation of extrinsic apoptotic signaling pathway via death domain receptors. Bases 165 to 1700 code for a protein of 511 amino acids. The record is from RefSeq and is a predicted model, not a curated record.